ACUUGUCCAGUUACCCUAUGCUAUAACUUUUUAAUUGCCAGCAAAAAAAUUGGAAAAGAAAAAAAGUGAUCACUAGAAAAACUGACAAAUUUGCCUUGAUUGUUUUUCUUUUUUCUUGUGAUUCUUGAAGGUUUGAACUUUUGAUUGUUCCUUGGGAAAUGGAGGACGAGGGUAGUGUAAAAGCAGGUAGUAUUGGAAGCAGUUUCAAAGCAGGAAGCAUAAGUUUCAGGAUUGGGAGUUCAUCAAUUUGGAGUAACAGUGGUGCGGAAAUCUUUGCUAACUCUUUCCACCAUCAAGAUGAUGAAGAGGCUCUCAAAUGGGCAGCCAUUCAGAAACUUCCUACUGUUGCACGCUUGAGGACAGGCUUGCUCACUUCACCUGAAGGGUUUGCAAAUGAGAUUGAAGUUCAUAAACUUGGGUUGCAAGAAAGGAAAGGUUUGCUUGAAAGAUUGGUGAAAGUUGCUGAAGGGGACAAUGAGAAGUUCAUGCUCAAGCUUAGGGACAGAAUUGAUAGAGUUGGAAUUGCUAUUCCUACAAUAGAGGUCAGAUUUGAGAACAUGAAUGUUGAAGCAGAAGUUCAUGUUGGAAGUAGAGCUUUGCCCACUUUCACUAACUACAUGGUUAACAAAGUUGAGGGGCUAUUGAACUUGCUUCAUGUACUCCCAAGUAAAAAACAACAUGUAAAUAUUCUCCAUGAAGUUAGUGGAAUCAUAAGGCCUGCCAGAAUGACAUUGCUUUUGGGCCCUCCAAGUUCUGGGAAGACCACACUCCUGUUGGCCUUGGCUGGAAGACUUGAUUCAAAACUAAAGUUCACUGGAAAUGUGACUUGUAAUGGUCACGGGAUGAAUGAGUUUGUACCCCAAAAAACUGCUGCUUAUGUCAGUCAAAAUGAUCUUCAUAUUGGAGAAAUGACUGUAAGAGAGACAUUGGCAUUCUCAGCAAGAGUUCAAGGAGUUGGGCCUCGUUAUGACUUGCUAGCAGAGGUGUCAAGAAGAGAAAAAGAAGCAAAUAUUACACCUGAUCCAGAUAUUGAUGUUUAUAUGAAGGCUGUAGCAACUGAAGGCCAAAAAGCAAAUUUGAUUACCGAUUAUAUUCUGAGGAUUUUGGGACUGGAGGUCUGUGCUGAUACUAUUGUGGGAAAUGCAAUGUUAAGAGGUGUAUCUGGUGGGCAAAGAAAACGUGUUACAACAGGGGAGAUGCUGGUUGGACCAGCUAAGGCUCUAUUCAUGGAUGAAAUAUCUACUGGUUUGGAUAGUUCAACAACUUUUCAAGUUGUAAAUUCACUCAAGCACUUUAUCCACUCUCUCAAAGGAACAGCUGUUGUCUCACUCCUUCAACCAGCACCAGAGACAUACAAUCUCUUUGAUGACAUAAUUCUACUCUCUGAUGGCCAAAUUGUGUACCAGGGUCCCCGUGAACAUGUUCUUGAGUUUUUCGCUUCCAUGGGUUUCAAAUGUCCAGAGAGGAAAGGUGUUGCAGACUUUUUGCAAGAAGUGACAUCAAGGAAAGAUCAAGAGCGAUAUUGGGCUCACAGAGAUCAAACUUACAGAUUUGUCACAACCAAAGAGUUUGUAGAGGCAUUUCAAUCAUUUCAUGUUGGGAGAAACCUUGCUAAUGAACUUGCUACUCAAUUUGACAAGUCUAAAAGCCACCCAGCAGCUUUGGCAACCCAAAAGUAUGGAUUAGGAAAAUGGGAACUGUUGAAAGCUUGUUUGUCAAGAGAAUAUUUACUCAUGAAGCGUAAUUCUUUUGUCCACAUCUUCCAGCUUUGCCAACUUUCUGUAGUGGCCUUUAUUGCCAUGACCGUUUUCUUAAGGACUGAGAUGCACCGAGAUUCAGUGACUAAUGGUGGAAUAUAUGCGGGUGCAUUGUUUUAUGGCCUUCUUGUGAUUUUAUUGGACGGAUUUGCUGACCUUGCCGUGACAGUUUCUAAGCUUCCUGUAUUUUACAAGCAAAGGGAUUUCCUCUUCUUCCCUUCAUGGGUCUAUGCUCUUCCUUCAUGGAUCCUAAAAAUCCCCAUGACUUUUGCACAAGUGGGGAUCUGGGUAUUCCUCACCUACUAUGUUAUUGGUUUUGAUCCAUAUAUUGGAAGAUUCUUCAGGCAAUUCCUUCUUCUGUUAUUUGUUAACCAAAUGGCUUCUGCCUUGUUCCGGUUCAUCGGAGCACUUGGUAGGGAACUAACGGUUGCUUUCACAAUUGGGUCGUUCGUAUUGGCCAUCCUUAUUGCUAUGAGUGGUUUCAUCCUGUCAAAAGACAAUAUGAAAAAAUGGUGGUUAUGGGGCUUCUGGUCGUCACCUAUGAUGUAUGGACAGAAUGCCAUUGUAAAUAAUGAGUUCCUAGGCAAGAGAUGGAGACAUGUUCUACCUAACUCAACUACGCCACUAGGAAUUGAAGUUUUGAAAUCCCGGGGGUUCUUCACUCAGUCAAAGUGGUAUUGGAUUGGUGUUGGGGCACUGAUUGGAUACACUAUAGUGUUCAAUAUUGGUUACAUCCUUGCUCUCACUUACCUGAACCGUGAGUUUUCUUUCUUCACUUUAAAAAUGUUUUCAAUUGUGCAGCAUCAAACUGUCAAAUCAGAGCAAUCUCAAAGCAAUGAGCAAGAUGGUGGAAGUAUAUCUACUAGAAGAAAAGAGGAGGACAGAAGAAGAGGAAUGGUUCUUCCCUUUGAACCACAUUCCAUCACCUUCGAUGAUGUUACAUAUUCAGUUGACAUGCCUCAGGAAAUGAGGAAUCAGGGAGUUCUUGAGGACAGGUUAGAGCUUUUGAAGGGUGUCAGUGGUGCUUUCAGGCCAGGUGUUCUCACAGCACUAAUGGGUUCCACUGGUGCUGGCAAAACGACUCUUAUGGAUGUACUAGCUGGAAGAAAGACUGGAGGAUAUAUUGGUGGGAACAUCACAAUUUCUGGCUAUCCAAAGAAGCAUGAAACCUUUGCAAGAAUUUCUGGAUAUUGUGAACAAAAUGAUAUCCACUCUCCUCAUGUUACAGUAUAUGAAUCCUUGCUCUAUUCAGCAUGGCUUCGAUUAUCAGCAGAAAUCAAUUCUGAAACUAGGAAGAUCUUCAUUGAGGAGGUCAUGGAACUUGUGGAGAUGAAGCCACUAAGGCAUGCAAUAGUUGGAUUGCCAGGUGUUAAUGGUUUGUCAACGGAGCAGCGCAAAAGGUUGACUAUAGCUGUUGAACUAGUGGCAAAUCCUUCUAUAAUAUUCAUGGAUGAGCCAACUUCUGGGCUAGAUGCAAGAGCUGCAGCUAUUGUUAUGAGAGCAGUUAGGAACAUAGUGGACACUGGGAGAACAGUUGUUUGCACCAUCCAUCAACCUAGCAUUGAUAUAUUUGAAUCUUUUGAUGAGCUUUUCCUAAUGAAGCGAGGAGGGCAAGAGAUAUAUGUGGGACCAUUAGGACAUCAUUCUUCUCAUUUAAUUAGUUACUUUGAGGGAAUUCAAGGUGUCCGUACAAUUGAGGAUGGCUAUAACCCAGCAACGUGGAUGUUGGAAGUCACAACUUCAGCAAAAGAAAUAGAAUUAGGGAUUGAUUUUGCUGAGGUGUACAAGAAUUCAGACUUAUACAGGAGAAACAAAGAACUUAUCAAAGAAUUGAGUGUUCCAGCCCCUGGAUCGAAGGACCUUUAUUUUCCUUCUAAGUACUCUAGGUCAUUUUUCACCCAAUGCAUGGCUUGCUUAUGGAAACAACACUGGUCUUAUUGGCGCAAUAAUCAAUACACUGCCCUAAGAUUUCUCUACACAACAGCUGUGGCCUUGUUGUUUGGAAGCAUAUAUUGGAACCUUGGCUCUAAAAUUAAAAAGCAACAAGAUCUUUUCAAUGCCAUGGGCUCCAUGUAUGCUGCUGUUCUCCUUCUUGGUAUUAAGAAUGCAAACUCAGCACAACCAUUGGUGGCUGUUGAAAGAACAGUGUUUUAUAGGGAAAAAGCUGCUGGAACGUAUUCAGCUUUGGCAUAUGCUUUUGCUCAGGUCUUAAUUGAACUACCUUAUGUUCUCUUACAAACUGUGGUGUACAGCAUUAUAGUGUACUCAAUGAUUGGUUUUGAGUGGACUGUCACUAAAUUUUUCUGGUACCUUUUCUUUAUGUACUUAACCUUCCUCUACUUUACCUACUAUGGCAUGAUGUCAGCAGCCAUGACCCCAAACACAUCCAUUGCUGUUAUACUUUCUGCUGGAUUCUAUGAAGUAUGGAAUCUCUUCUCAGGAUUCGUAAUCCCACGGCCAAGGAUGCCUGUGUGGUGGAGAUGGUACUAUUGGGCAGAUCCAGUGGCUUGGACUUUGUAUGGGUUGGUGACAUCACAGUUUGGAGAUAUACAAAAACACGUUGAGUUUAAUGGUAAAAGUACAUCAGUGGAAGACUUUUUGAGAAAUUACUUUGGUUAUAAGCAUGAUUUUCUGGGAGUGGUUGCCGCUGUGCUUAUAGGAUUUUCACUAACUUUUGCAUUCAUCUUUGCCAUGGCUAUAAAGACGUUUAAUUUCCAACGACGUUAAGAAUUAAUGACAUUCAACUUUUUAGUAGGAUAUU
This is a messenger RNA of Abrus precatorius (Indian licorice), 4518 nucleotides long. RefSeq names its product pleiotropic drug resistance protein 1-like. The coding region runs from base 159 to 4484 and encodes 1441 amino acids. Gene Ontology annotation, molecular function: ABC-type transporter activity; ATP hydrolysis activity; ATP binding. Lineage: Eukaryota; Viridiplantae; Streptophyta; Magnoliopsida; Fabales; Fabaceae. The record is from RefSeq and is a predicted model, not a curated record. The transcript is spliced from 23 exons. Gene Ontology annotation, cellular component: membrane.